AUGCGCUCAUUGGGAAUUCUGGCUUUUGCGCUGCACACAUCUCUGCUGGUGCUGCUGGCUCAGGGGCUUCAGAGAGCCACAGAUGGAGUUUAUAUCAGGUCGCUGGAGCGUUUUUCCGCGAUGGACCGAUCCACCGGCUACCACCUGCCGACCUACAUGAUGCAUCUCUACAGGAAUUUCAAGUCCAACUUUUCCAGGCCUAUGGAUAUUAUGGAGCAAGAUGCAGCAAAGCAAGCAGACACGGUGAAGAGUGUGGUGGCUAAAAGUUUGAUGUACAGAAACAAGCGCUGGAUUGCGACCUUUGACCUCCAUGCCCUGCUGGCCGACAAACAGAUCCAGGCGGCAGAGCUGAGAAUCAGGCUUCCUGGGACACCAAGUGCUUCCAACAUCACCGUCGAGGUCUAUCACCAGCACGGCGAGGGGUGCUAUACGCAGAAGGACUGCCAGGAGCAACAGCUGGUGGGACUGCUCGCUGAAUCAUCACUGGUUACUUCAUCACAGAGCUGGAAAGUGUUCAACAUGACAAGUCCUCUCUUGAGCUGGCUCAGACAAAAGUUGACAGCGAGGAGUCGACACAGAAGAGUGUCAAGAAGACGGAAAGCGGUGAAGACAAAGAGAGGCCUGUCGCUUCCCGAUCAGCCUGUCUAUGGGGCGAACAGAGAGCAGGACGUGAGUGACAGGGCCUUGCUGGUCGUCUUCUCACACACUGGCUCCGAUGAAAACUCAAAAGCCAAAGCGAGCUUACUCCACACAGCUGAACAAUCCAAGUUCUUGUCCCCUGCUGAAAUCAAAAAGGCCCACUGGCCCAAGAGGCGCAGGAGCAAACGGGGCCAGAGAGAACAAACAGUGAGAAGCCCACAGGCGUCCAAAAGAGGGAGUGAAAAAUCUCUCUGUCGCCGAGUCGACCUGCAUGUAGACUUUAAUCAAAUUGGCUGGGGGUCCUGGAUUAUCUUUCCUAAAAGAUAUAAUGCCUACCGGUGUGAGGGUUCCUGCCCUGGUCCCCUUGGAGGAGAACUAAAUCCAACAAAUCAUGCUUACAUGCAGAGUUUACUGAAACAUUACCACCCUGACAGAGUGGCAGCCCCCUGCUGUGCCCCGACCAAAAUGAGCCCAUUAAGCAUGCUGUACUACGAGAACGGAGAAAUGCUCCUUCGACACCAUGAAGACAUGAUUGUGGAUGAAUGUGGCUGCCAGUGA
This is a messenger RNA of Morone saxatilis (striped sea-bass), 1197 nucleotides long. It is a transcript of the gene ndr2, whose product is annotated as nodal-related 2. Gene Ontology annotation, cellular component: extracellular region. The coding region runs from base 1 to 1197 and encodes 398 amino acids. The record is from RefSeq and is a predicted model, not a curated record. Gene Ontology annotation, molecular function: growth factor activity; type I activin receptor binding; cytokine activity. Gene Ontology annotation, biological process: BMP signaling pathway; SMAD protein signal transduction. Lineage: Eukaryota; Metazoa; Chordata; Actinopteri; Moronidae. The transcript has 3 exons.